GAUGCAGCCAAGCAGAUCUUCUACUCGCUUGGUCCAGCAUGGGGAGGCCUCAUCACUCUGGCAAGCUACAACAAGUUCAACAACAAUCUCUACAGGGACGCGCUCAUCGUCUCCGUUGGCAACUGUGCUACGAGCGUCUUCGCUGGCUUUGCGAUCUUCUCCAUUCUCGGCUUCAUGGCGCACGACAUCAACGUUCCAGUCGGCGAGGUCGUCGACAGCGGACCGGGCCUUGCGUUCAUAGCCUACCCGGAAGCAAUAACUAGACUUCCGAUCGCACCUCUUUGGUCGUUCCUGUUCUUUUUCAUGAUAAUCACACUGGGAUUAGAUAGUCAGUUCAGCGAUGAUGGAAACAAAUACCAGAUAAUUUUUGCCGUUACUGGGAAUGGCCAUCGGUCAUCUGAUGCGUUAUACGAUGUUCCGAAUGUAAAGUCUCCGCAAACUCGGCGGUUUGGCGACGACAUUGCUAUGAUGAUAGGCUACAGACCGUUCAUCGGAUGGCAAAUCAUGUGGAAAUUCGUGACGCCUGCCAUCCUUCUGUUCAUCUUGUUCUUCACGUGGAUUGACUACACACCGAUCAAAUACGCUAGCUACGUGUACCCGCCGUGGGCCAACGGUAUUGGAUGGAUGCUUGCUCUACUUGUCCGUAAUACAGGUUCCCAUCUUCGCCGCCAUUACUGUGGCAACCAAGCCUGCUGGCAUGUCGGUCUUCCAGUUGUUUAUGGCGACGGAGGAGUGGGCGCCUGCCGAGACCCUAGCCAAGAGGAAGAUGAGUCAUGUUAACGAGAUGAAGGCCAACGCUGCACCCACUUACCUCAACCCGGCAGGGCCGCAUUACUACAAGGACCAAGAAAGCGACCUACCGCCAGCAUAUAGUAACGAGUUCGAGAGUCACAUGUAAUCAAUCGAGUAGAUAUUUUGAAGUAAUUACGUUAGAUAUGUUGUUGUAUAUAUAUAUAUAUAUAUAUAUAUAUAUAUAUAUUGUAAUUCACAAUUCCGUAACAGAUGUAGGCCUGGAGAGAGGUCCUUCAGGUUAAUAUAUUUUAUGCACAGGUACACUAGAUAUAUAUAUAUAUAUAUAUAUAUAUAUA
Molecule: messenger RNA, 1088 nt
Organism: Priapulus caudatus
Lineage: Eukaryota; Metazoa; Priapulida; Priapulimorpha; Priapulimorphida; Priapulidae
Product: sodium- and chloride-dependent glycine transporter 1-like
Biological process (GO): sodium ion transmembrane transport
Cellular component (GO): membrane
Source: RefSeq, a predicted model, not a curated record